GCGAAGUGCAAGUGUAUUUUAAAAGUGUCACAGAUCAAUCGAAAUUUCGACCCACGGUACACAAUGCGUGCCCAGUUCGUCGUGUCAGCUCCACUGUGCAUGUGAAACAGCGGCUACAGCCGCAGGCUAAAGGCUUUGAUAACCCGCUGGCUGCUAUAUGGCGGCAUUAUGCCGUUGUUGUAGGCCAAAAUACAUUAGUGAAAUGUAACAAAAGCGUCUGAAAUGGGAGCUGAGAAUUAGACGAAACGUUGGCUAUUAGGACAAGCCAGCAACGCACAACAACAAUAAACAGAUGCAGAUGGAGUUGGAGUUGGAGAUGGAAAACGAAAACGAGAACGAAAAGGCGAGCAUUAGCAAUGAGAAGUACAACAACAACAACAACAGCAACAAUAAUGGAAACACAGGUCAUAAUGCGAACAGUUCAAACCGAGGCACAAUGUGGCGCCCCUGGCCACUUAACACAACAGAAGUAUCUUCGCGGCGACUAUUUGCAAAAGUGCAGCACGUUCUUCCUGGUUUUAUUGCUCAGCUAUCUUGGAAUUGGAGCGCACACAACAACAGUGCGAAGAACAAGAGGACAAGCGCAGCAGGAACAGCAGCAAAAGCACCAAAAGCAGCAACAGCGCAGAGUUGGGGGUUCUUUAAUUGCUUGGCCCAUUGAAUAUCCGUUGCGCCUCCAUUCAACGACUUCUCCUGCUGCUGCUGCUGCUGCUGUGCAAUUGUUGGUAGCAUUCAAUUAUUUCAAGUCAACAGAUCAAAGGCAUUCACCAGGAUAAGCAUACAGGAAAUAACUGUGUGCAAUCUGAAAUCUGAACCUAAAAGUAAUCGCAACAAAAGAAGAAAAUAAACAAUUGCUUACUUCAACUAGCCAUGGAAUUUAAAACCAUGAAGCGUUAAAUUA
This is a messenger RNA of Drosophila albomicans, 901 nucleotides long. Its product is annotated as GATA zinc finger domain-containing protein 21-like. Bases 293 to 661 code for a protein of 122 amino acids. NCBI's taxonomy places the organism in Eukaryota, Metazoa, Arthropoda, Insecta, Diptera, Drosophilidae. The transcript is spliced from 3 exons. The record is from RefSeq and is a predicted model, not a curated record.